AUGGGAGAUGCGACAGAUGACAGAGGGAUGAGACGGACCUUCAUAGUCCCUGCCAUCAAGAGCUUCGACCACUAUGACUUUACCAGGGCCAAGAUAUCAUGCAGCCUGACGUGGCUGGUGGCCAAGGCUUUCGGCUCGGAUGCAGUACCAGAGGAGCUGGUGGAGCCUUUCUACAGUGAUCAGUACAACCAGGAGCAUCUGAAGCCUCCAGUGGCCUGCCUGCUCCAGUCUGCAGAGCUCUACUGCCGUGCCGGAAGUCUGAUCCUCCGCAGCGAUGCAGUCAAACCUUUACUGGGACACAAUGCUGUCAUCCAGGCUCUGGCCCAGAAAGGCCUGUAUGUGACCGACCAGGACCGACUGGUGACUGAGAGAGAUCUGACCAGCACGCCUAUACACAUGAGUUCCCAUCUGGCGCUUAUAGAUACCCUGAUGAUGGCAUAUACGGUGGAGAUGGUGAGUGUGGAGAGGGUGAUGUCCUGCAUCAACAGGUACUCCUCCGCUGAGCACUCCCAAAGUGACGGCUACAUGCAGGAGCUGCCUUAUGACACAGAGGAUGCAAUCACCACCUGGAUCAACAAGGUAAAUGAGCAUCUGAGGGACAUCCUUGUAGAAGAGCAGAAGCUGAGAGAAGCUUCCUUCCAGGAGUCUAACACAACACACAAAGCUCGCUAUAGACGGGAGCAUGCCCAGCAGAGGAGUGCUCCAUCUCUCCCCCUGGUGGAUAACCUGCUGAAGGACAACACGGACGGCUGCGCCCUGACUGCUCUGCUGCAUUUCUACUGCCCACAGGCCGUCAGACUGGAAGAUAUCUGCCUCAAAGAGACCAUGUCUCUGGCUGACAGUCUGUACAACCUCCAGCUUGUACAGGAGUUCUGCAGGAACAACCUCAACCACUGCUGCCACUUCACCCUGGAGGAUAUGCUCUAUGCACAUGCAUCCAUAAAGAGUAACUACCUGGUGUUUAUGGCUGAGCUUUUCUGGUGGUUUGAAGUGGUUAAACCCUCGUUUGUACAGCCCAGAGUCUUCGACCCGAAUGCCUCUGAGCCUGUAUCAUCCUUCAGAAAUAUGGCUCCUGUAUCCAGCCCAGUUAAACAGAGCUAUGCAGACAGACCUGACAGCCCAGAGAGUGUCCCUGCUGAGGGUGUAAUGAAGAGAGCUACCUCCAUGUCCUACAUGGAUGGCUGUGUUGGUACAUGGCCAAAGGAGAAACGCUCCUCCUCUCGGGGAAUCUCCUUUGAGAUUCCUCUGGAUGGAGAUCCGACCAUGCCAAUUAAUGAAAUUCCCUCCCUCCGCGGUAUGACCCGUUCUGCUAGCAGUGACGGUCUCGGUUUCAAAGUUCACUAUGCAUCUCGAGGAGGCAUGAAGCGCCACCUCUCCCUCAUGCCCGUCAACAACAACAUAAAUGGCCAGAGCCGACACAUUCCAGAGGAAGAUGAAACCUCCCACAAACCACUCGGGCGGAACAACACAUUCUCUAUCAAGAACCAAAGCAGGUACUCUAAUGGAGUCAUCCCCGACAGCAACCACCACCCCAGCAAUCACCAUGAUAACCACAGUGGCCAAAUAAGCCCAUCAUCUCCUCCGAGCAUCGAAGAGGCCCUGAAGAUCAUCCACGACACAGAAAGGCCCCAUGCUAGCCUGGGCGUGGGUCACAGAGACAGUGGCUUCUUUCUUCACGAUGCAGAGACUUCAGACCCUCCAGGACCGUCGGGUCCAGGAGAUGACCAGGGAUCAGCUAAGGCCCGGUUGAAUGACCAUGACCCCAAUUCUGUCUCCACUGAUGAAGUUGACACGGGCAUCCAUGUGAGGACAGAGGACAUUCAAAGCUUGGAUGAGGACUCCUCCUCUCUGAGAGACUAUUCAGAUAUAGACCCAGACUGUGAGGCCAUGACCAGGUCAUGCCCUCUACCUGGCCAGGCGGAGAGUGAAAGAAAUGGGGAAGUAGGACGUACAGGCGUUGGUGAGUCUAGCCCUGCAGGUGAGAGGGGAGAUGGAGUCGACAGGAGCAGCCCGUGCCCAAGUUCAGCACCCACGAUCCCCAGAUCCCACACAGCCAGCCCUGUCUCAUCCUCUGGUGGCUCUGCAGGCGGCAUGGUGCGAAUGACGAGCUUUGCUGAGCAGAAGUUCAGGAAGUUAGAGGGGAGGAGUAGUGGAGGAACAACACCAGAGAGUUCAGAUCUCAAUGUACCAUAUACACACCAGACCAAAACCUUUUCUUCUCAGAUCUCCACACCCCCUUUGCCGAUCACAUCUCCCUCUCCAAUAUCGCCUUCCCCCAGAGACCCCUCCCACCUGAUAGCCUCAGAGAUGAUUCAACUGAGGAUGAAGCUGGAAGAGAAACGCAGAGCCAUUGAAGCCCAGAAGAAGAAGGUGGAAGCAGCUUUCACUCGCCACCGUCAGAGGAUGGGCAGAACAGCCUUUCUGAAUGUAGUGAGAAGAAAGGGAGUCACUGCCCCACUCAGCCCCAGCUCAGGAGGAGCAGAAACACCUUCUCCAGAGCCACUCACAUCCACAAAGGAAACCAGCCAGGGCAGCAUGGAGCGGGCGGAGAGGUGCAAGCCAGACGGAGCAGCUCCCAAAUCGCCUUGUGAGGAUGGAGGUGUGGCUCCAGGUGAAAUCGACCUUGCAGAGUACACACGUUCCAUCGAGAGGCUGAACACGUCACUGGGCUUCCUGCAGACGGAGAUGCAGCGUUUGGCUCAGCAGCAGGAGAAGAUCAUGGCCAUGAGAGAGCAACAUCAACAGUCCUGGGUCAUUCCUCCUCCUGCUCCAUCUCCACACAGGCAGCUCCGUGAGUUACGCAGUAGCAGUGUCACAGGCCGGGGGUCUGGCCGAGGAUCAGUGGGGUCCUUGUCUCCCAUCUUGUCCUCUUCCGGCUCUCCUCAUGCUCCCAAUCGUUCCCCUGCUGGCAUUAAGCGACGGCCAGCCUCCUUCCAUGCCAGGACACCUCGUACUCCACGACCAAAUGAUCUGAAGGUCACACCCUUCAGCCGAAUGCUCAACACUCCCACCUCAGUGGACAGCCUACCCAGACUGAGGCGUUUCAACCCGAGCCAAACACAGACCUGCUCGUUUGCUUACCUGGGUCACGAUGAGGGGAACAGGGAAUUAAAGAGCCGGGAGGCCAAUGACAGCAAAGAAAACACUAAGAACAAAGAAGAUACUACAGCAAACAGGAGUGCAGGCACUUCUCAGUCUCCCACUAAAGAAUCAGCCAAAGAGAAGGAAGAUGAAAGACCAGAGGAGAGGAGAGAGGCAAAGCAGGUCGAAGUCAAAAAGUCGAGGACAUCAGAGGUGUUGUUUCAGCCUGUGUCUGAGAUCCAAGGGGCCGCAGGUAGCCAGGUCAAACCAGACUCCCAGGACAGGAGAGACCUGGUGGAGGUGACUGUGUCUGGGUCAAAGCCUCCAGAUAGCCAAAGUCAGAAGGUGACAGGAGAGGGAGAAGCAGGAGCAGAAACUUAUGGGGGAGACCAGAAGAUGUGCUGUGGAUUUUUCUUCCAGGAUGAUAUGAAAGGGGAACAGGACAUGGCAGCAAAGAAAGCAGCUCUGCUGGAGAAGAGGCUGAGGAGGGAAAAGGAGGCACAGGAGAAGAAGCAACAGCAGGAGCUGGACCAGGAGCAGAAUAAGGAAGCUGCACGGUUGAAAGCAGAGGAGGAGCAGCAGAAGAAGGAUGACGAGAAAGAAAGGAGGGAAUACAUCAAGCAUGAAUAUAUGAGGAGGAAGCAACUCAAGCUGAUGGACGACAUGAACGAAGUCAUCAAGCCCCGAUCUGGAAGUCUCAAGAAGAAGCCAAGGCCCAAGUCCAUCCACAGGGACGUCAUGGAGUCGUCGACUCCCCCUGUUAGAGCAACAGGAGUUCGUCCUCGAGGCUUCUCUGUGUCAAGUGUUUCUUUGGCCUCUCUCAAUCUGGCAGACAAUGACAGCAACAAGAUGGAUAACAAGAAGAACAACAGGCCAGACUCUGCAGAAGGUUUUUCUUCUUGCCCGUCCGCUGGGAGUCGUAACGGAGAGAAGGACUGGGAAAACGAUUCUACCACCUCCUCCACUCCCUCCAACACGGAGUACACAGGACCUAAAUUAUACAAGGAGCCCAGUGCCAAGUCCAACAAGCACAUCAUCCAGAAUGCUUUGGCUCACUGCUGCCUGGCUGGCAAGGUUAACGAAGGGCAGAAAAACAAGAUACUUGAUGAAAUGGAGAAAUCUGAAGCCAACAACUUCUUGGUGUUGUUCCGUGACGCCGGCUGCCAGUUCAGGUCCGUGUACACCUACUGCCCUGAGACAGAAGCGAUCACCAGAUUGACCGGCAUCGGGCCGAGGAGCAUCACAGCCAAGAUGAUUGAGGGCCUGUACAAAUACAACUCAGACAGGAAGCAGUUCAGCCAGAUCCCAGCCAAAACCAUGUCCGCCAGUGUGGACGCCAUCACCAUUGCCAGCCAUCUGUGGCAGACCAAGAAGCAGGGGACGCCCAAAAAACUGCACACUAAGUAGUGGCAGAUGGCUGGGCACCAUUUGGACAUGCCUUUUGGGAAAUACAAAAGAAUUUGUGGAUUUUCCUUCUUUGUUUUUUUUAAGGGGCACUGUUGUAAUUCACAACUGGAAUGUAGAACACAAGUGGGCCUCACAGACGUUUUUUUGAGAUAAUACAGAGCUGACUGUGACACUUAAAUGGGGCACAAGUGUGUACGUGUCAGCAUGUGUAUCAAUGUUCUCGUGUGCCAAAAAAAGAGAAGAAAAUAAUAGGCGAACGGAUGCCUUACCUAGUUGAACCACUGAAGCACUGAAUGUCACGCCUCUGAGAGAGGCCGUUUGGUUUCUAUAAGUUGAUCAUGUGUGGCCUUAUGCUUGUUUUGUGUUAUAUGGAUGCGCUGUGAGUGUUGGUGUCAUUUUGUCAGCGACAGUCUGUUGUGAUAUAGGAGAGGUUGUGUGUACACAUAGGUCUGGGAUCAGAUUACAACGCCUCAAGCCCAGAUCGUGCAAAGGGUGGCCUGUCUGAUCAGGGAUCAGGUAAAGGCAGCAUUUUCUGAUGAGUCCUGCUGCUUUACAGGCAUGUUUUUGUGUUUUGUUUUUUGUUUUUUACAUAUGACUGAAAACCUAUAAACAGUUCCAAUUUGUGUAUGUGUGUGUAUAGUGAAGUGCCAUGAAGAGUGAGGAAAAUACCUCAUUUUUUGUGAUUGCAAUUACUUUCCACAAGUGUGAAAUGAUGAGAUUGUUGAACAUACGGAGUACCAUCGAACAGUUCUGGAAAGCACCUGCAAUAAACUCUAAUUUAUUUCAUUUGAAUAAUGCUUUGAAGAUAUUUUAAAAAGGCGUCUUAGAUUUUAUUCAGAGAAACAUAAUAUACAGUACGUAUAUAAGUUAAAUUAGUUUGUAUAUAAUGGCAGUUCCAUUCACAAAGUCAGCUUGUAGUAGCUUUUAUAAUUUAUCACCUGUGUGUAUAAGUAUGUUGUCGUUUGGGGCCUUUUAUUGUGCUGCAAACACAAAAAAGUGUGAUCACUCAACAGUGUCACUGAUAAGACGAUCAUCAGUAGUAGAAAUGACAGAAAUCCCUCACUGUGUCAUCAGUCUGUGCAAUCGAAGUAAUCACCAUUGACCAUGUUGCAGUUUAAACUAACAAAUACUCAAAAAUGUCACUUUAAUGUGCAUAUUGUCUUAACUAGUAGAUCUUGAUUACCGUCAAAGUAGUCCACAAUUGUAAAUAAAUGACUUCACCUGUAAUAGCACUUCAAGACCCCAGUCCCCUUCCCACUGUCCCCGUCGUCCAGUCUGAUCAAAGAUGUUUCCACUUCAUGACUGUUGUGCUUGUUACUUUUACAUUACUGUUACACUUUUAUUAUGCUUUCCUUGAGUAUGUGUUGACACUGUACAGAUAUAUUUUGGCAUAUAGAAGUAUUUUUUGUAACGACAUUUACCCGUUGGAGGUGUGUACGUUUGAGGCAGUGAAGUAGUUGAAGGAAGUGUGUUGAAAGCGACGUGUAGCUGGAGAGAGGUGAGGUGUAAAGUCUCAUUCAAGGCUUUAUUGUGGAAAAGUAUCAAAUCCAGUAAGUAUACUGAGAAAAAUCAUAGUAUUUUUUUCCAACUCUGAACUCAUUUUCCUUUCAUUUUACUGAAUAUGGUCAACUGUUCAUGGAUUUUUUGUUUAGUUUUUUCUAUUCCUUUGAGCUUUAU
Scomber scombrus (Atlantic mackerel) is the source of this 6165-nucleotide messenger RNA. RefSeq names its product calmodulin regulated spectrin-associated protein family, member 2b (gene camsap2b). Bases 1 to 4488 code for a protein of 1495 amino acids. Lineage: Eukaryota; Metazoa; Chordata; Actinopteri; Scombriformes; Scombridae. The record is from RefSeq and is a predicted model, not a curated record. The transcript is spliced from 21 exons. Gene Ontology annotation, cellular component: microtubule minus-end. Gene Ontology annotation, molecular function: spectrin binding; microtubule minus-end binding; calmodulin binding. Gene Ontology annotation, biological process: neuron projection development; negative regulation of microtubule depolymerization; cytoplasmic microtubule organization.